AUGGCGUCGAGCACCGGCAUUGCACCUCCGGUGUUGGCGAUGCCAUCGAGCACCGGCAAUGUUGGAGAGAGCUCGUCAAAUGCUCUGGCGGUUGGUCUUUGGGAUGCCCAGCAGUUGGAGAAGAAGCCGUCCGGCAGCAAUGAUUUGCCUGCUGCAGCUGGCCGGGAAAGGAAGCCGGUGCCUAUAAAUCCCUUGCUGCUGGCAUCGGCAAGUUUUGGCUCCUGGAUGGCAAUGAAUUAUCUUUUCAGCAAGGAAGACAAACAAGCACCACCAAUGGUCCAGCCUACUCAGGUAUUUCUUGACUUGCUAGUGGGAUACCCUGCCGGCAACAUCACUGAAGGAAGAUUGACGGUGCAGCAAGCUUGUAAAGAUGUAGAAAAUGUGGUUGAUCAGCCUGCUUCACCCACAACGGCUCUGCUUCUGAAGGGCGUCACUGCCAUGGGAGACACCGCACUACAUUCGGUUGCAAGCAAUGGUGACAGCGAUAAAUUCUUGAUGUGUGUUAGCAUCAUCAUCGAGAGGGACCAAGGCCUCCUGUUUGCAGUGAAUAAAAUGGGAGACACGCCCUUGCAUUGUGCUGCCAGAGCAGGUGUCGCAAAACAUAUGGUGAACUGGAAUACUAGCCUUACCACUUAUGGGGAUAGACACGGGAUUACACCUCUUCACUUCGCUUCAGGUGUCGGCGGUUCUAUUUCUAAUGAAUUCAGACAGUUAUUAGAAGCUAACCCAGCACCAGUAUACCAGGCAACUAACAAUGGAUUUUUUCCUAUACAUGUUGCUGCCUCUGUGGGCACGAAAUUUACCAUAAGCAUUAUUCUUGCAAAGUUUCCUAGUAGUGCCGGAUUGCGCACUGCUCAGGGACGGACAUUCCUUCAUGUUGCAGUUGAGAGAAAAAGAUUGGACAUAGUCUCCUUUGUAUGCCAAACUCCUUCUUUAGACUGGAUUUUAAAUAUGCGAGACAAUGAUGGCAACACUGCAUUGCAUUUGGCAGUCCGGGCUGGAAAGCUUCGAACUUUUUGUCCUCUAUAUGGGAACAAAGGAGUGCACUUAAGUUUAGCAAAUAACAAAAGCCAGACUCCCCUUGAUAUCGCCAGAGCCUUGCUUCCUCAUGGAAUGCAUUACGAAUGGAACAGUGAUUGCCAGAUAUACCGGGCACUCUUAUCGGGCGGUGCUAGACAUAGUUUUCUUGUCCCGCAUCAGAUUGAAGGAAAUUAUAGUAAUCAAUCAAAACAAAAGCAGGUUGAAGAAGCAGAGAAGGUGAAAGAGUCAAGCCAAAUACUAGGCAUCGGUUCAGUUUUAAUAACAACUGUGGCAUUUGGUGCAACUUUUGCUGUUCCCGGAGGCUUCAUAGCGGACGAUCAUACCAACAGAGGCACACCAACACUUGCUGGGACGUAUACAUUUGACGCGUUCAUGAUGGCCAAUGCGUUAGCUUUCAUUUGCGCCUCGAUAGCUACUGUUGGUCUCAUGUUCUCUGGAUCUCCUUUGAUUAACAUGAAGAGCCGCAGAAUCAACUUGAACACAUCUGUGUACUUUUUGUAUAGUUCGGUCACAUGCUUGUCUGCUGCUUUUGGACUGGGUGUCUAUAUGGUGCUAGCUGAAGUUGCUGAAGCUACUGGCAUUGUGAUCUGUGUGCUCAGUCCUCUCGUAGCUCUAUAUGGAGGUCUUGAAGUCUUAAUGAAGUUCUGUAUUCUUGCACAACCGGUAUGGGUUCGGCUGGGACCAGUUCGCGCAUCAAAGUGGCUUGCAUACACGCUUGUUUCCAUACUGUUGAUGGGACUUUGGCCCUUCAUUAUUAUCUUUGGUUGGGCUGCAAUUGCACGGAAGCUCCGAAACCACUGACGACAAGAGGUAUCAAAUAUGUGAUGAGCUGAAGCUAAACGAAGUGGGCCUGCUAAGCUUUGUGACUUAGUCAUUCAUCAGCAUAUGUUUGUUCAGAACCUAUGGUGUGAGUUAUCUUGGCUUG
Molecule: messenger RNA, 1966 nt
Organism: Triticum urartu
Lineage: Eukaryota; Viridiplantae; Streptophyta; Magnoliopsida; Poales; Poaceae
Source: RefSeq, a predicted model, not a curated record